Molecule: messenger RNA, 1464 nt
Organism: Coffea arabica (coffee)
Lineage: Eukaryota; Viridiplantae; Streptophyta; Magnoliopsida; Gentianales; Rubiaceae
Source: RefSeq, a predicted model, not a curated record
AUGGGUUCAUUGAAGCAGCAGCCAUCCUCCCGCUACAACACUCCCUCCUCUUCCUUCCUUUCCUCCUCCUCCAGCCCCAGAUCCUCCGCUAAAUCCGACCCCUCUUCCUCCACUGACACCCUGUUCCUCGCUAGUAAUCAUACUCCACCUUCCUCCUCACGGGCCCUCGUCAAGACCAAGAAUGCCCGCUCCACCCACCACCACCACCACAACUUCACCUCUAUGGUCAAGAAAUUUAUGGAAACAAAAUCCGCCCACUCUUCUUCUUCCUCCAGAAAAUUAUCCCAACAAGUUGUUCAAAGGGGGAAGAGGAAUAACGAGGAGAGCAAGAUCUUGAACGAGAGGAAGGCCUUGACUGAGGUCAAAGGGAAUACCAGAACUCUUGCCAUGGUUUUGAGGAGUGAAAGGGAGCUCUUGAGUUUGAACAAAGACCAGGAAAAUCAGAUUUCUGAGCUUAAGCUCAUGCUCGAGGACAAAAACAGAGAGGUUGAAAAGCUGAAGGAUUUGUGCUUGAAGCAAAGGGAAGAGAUAAAGUCCCUGAAAAGUGCGAUUCUGUUUCCAGAUGUGAUGAACUCACAACUGCAGGAGCUCCUGGCUAAACAAGGUUCAGAACUAAAGGAGGCGAAACAACUUAUCCCUGGUUUGCAGAGGCAGGUCACUUCUCUUACAGGGCAACUACAGUGCCUUGCUGAGGGUCUUGCAGAGGUCAAGGCAGACAAGUGCUCAGUGAGGGCUGCUUUGAUAAUCAUAGCUCUCCAAGGACUCCAACAUAUGAGCACGAAGAGGCAACUAAUUCCCUGGAGUUCAGUUCUGGUGAUCAUACAGCACCCGGCAGUCCAGAUGACAUGUUUCUCAAAGAUCUGAAUCCCUGCCUAACUCCCUACUACAAAACAAAGUCCAUGGAGUUUGAGAAGCUUGACUUCCCAGAUGAUGAAGGUUUGUUUAGAAAGAAUUUGAAAAUUGGCCAUGAGUCUGGCUUCAAUUCUUGCACACAAAAAUUAUCAAAGAGUUCAGACUGUUGCCAAUGUUCAAAGACAUCAAGCACUUCUGCCCCAGCAGCACGCAGAUCUGAUGGCAAGCAGAUGCAUCAUAAACUUUUCUGAAGCAUGAAAGAUUUUGCUCAUCUUAGACUCCACCAUCAUCCUUCCAAUACUGCCAAAGAGUUCUAUCUUGUCAGAGUUCAGAUUCUUGCCUUAAGGACAGGAAGCAGUUCGCUUCAUGCACAUGAGAACUGAUGAAAGGAAGUGCAACCAUGGGAAAUGGAUGCAUCAUACACUUUUUGAAGCAUGAAUGAUACUUCUCCAUUUUACAUUUUAUCGUUGUCCUUCCAGCAAUGCCAAUGUGUUGUUUAUCUUUAUGUUCUUAAACUUAUAAGGUCAAAUAUGCGCAUGUAAAUUCUAAAAUUGCAAGCCUGCUUUAUGUCUGCGAACACAAAGUGACCUAUAUUACCCAAAAUUUUCCUAA